AGUUUCUAGCAUGUCCGCAAGGAGCACUUCUGUUCUCGCUGGUUUACUUUCUUCCAUCCUGUUAUUAGACUUACUUCAUGGCCGAUUUUGACAUAAGGACCGAUUAGACGGCACAAAAAGCGUUAAUAAAUAAUAAAUAUAUAUGGAAUGUAUGAUAUAAAAAAUGGAUAACGACACGCCGCUGAUUUACGGGCUUGAGUUUCAAGCAAGAGCACUAUCGGCUCAAACAGCUGAAACUGACAUUGUAAGGUUUCUAGUGGGAACGCAGUCUCUGAAAUUCCACAACAAUCAAGUACAUUUAGUUGAGCUUAAUGACGAAACAGGGGGCUUAAAGACACAAGUGUUUCAACAUUCCGUCGGAGAGAUCUGGUCGCUGCAAGCUUCGCCUACGGAUAUAGACAAAUUCAUAACUUGUUACAAUUAUCUUAACGAUGAAGGAAUCUGUCAAAUGAAGGGCGCUUUGUGGAAGAUGCCAGAGAUGAAAGAAUAUACAAAUGACAUCGUUAAGUUGGAGAAAUUAGAUGAUUUAGAUACGACAUCUUAUGGAAACGAUUUAAAAACAAUUGCGUACCAUCCAAUGGAUGGUACCAAGGUCGUUUCGGUUGUUGACAAUAAUUUUGUUCUUUGGGAUUUAACGGACAGUAAAUGCCAGGUCGUUACUGUAGGCACCUUGUCAGGCAAGGGUCAACCUCGUUUCACAAACGGCAAGUGGAAUCCUCAUAAUGGAUGCAAUCAGUUUGUCACGUUAAACGAGACUAAUGUGCGAGGAUGGGAUUUCAGAUGCCCAUCGGAAACAGCGUGGAUAAUUCAGCCAGCACACUCGCAGAUCGUAAGGGAUUUGGACUUUAAUGCAAAUCGACAGUAUUUCUUGUCGACAUGUGGAGAUGAUGGCUAUAUGAAGUUCUGGGAUAUUCGAUCACCCUCAGAUCCUAUCGUGUCUCGAAUGGAACAUUCUCAUUGGGUUUGGAAUAUUCGGAUCAAUAGAUUCCACGAUCAGUUGGUGUUAACUUCGAGUAGCGAUUCGAGAGUAAUACUUUGCAGUAUUGCUUCUAUUUCCUCGGAACCUUUCGGACAUAUUGUUCCAACCGAGGAUAGCGAAGAUCCUAGUCAAGCAGAAGAAAGUUCUAAAGAGAAAUUGGAAGACGGAGUUGUCGGAAGGUAUGAAGAACACGAAGAUAGUGUUUAUGCCGUUGAAUGGUCUUCGGCAGAUCCAUGGACCUUCGCAUCGCUCAGUUAUGAUGGUCGAUUAGUGCUUAAUAAAGUUCCACGUAAAUAUAAAUAUCAGAUACUUUUAUAAUGUAGGCUUAUAGUAAAUUUUAUAUAUUAAACAAUUAAAGGAAGAUUCUAUGGAGCUAUUUAAUAAA
Messenger RNA from Orussus abietinus, 1364 nucleotides. Its product is annotated as EARP-interacting protein. NCBI's taxonomy places the organism in Eukaryota, Metazoa, Arthropoda, Insecta, Hymenoptera, Orussidae. The record is from RefSeq and is a predicted model, not a curated record. The transcript is spliced from 6 exons. Gene Ontology annotation, biological process: protein ubiquitination. The coding region runs from base 164 to 1297 and encodes 377 amino acids. Gene Ontology annotation, molecular function: protein binding.